Didymodactylos carnosus is the source of this 1044-nucleotide messenger RNA. The record is from the annotation of a GenBank genome assembly. Lineage: Eukaryota; Metazoa; Rotifera; Eurotatoria; Philodinida; Philodinidae.
AUGACCGACCAUUGCCCACUUUGUGAAAUGAUGAAUAAAAAUGUGAAAAAUGUAAGAGUAGAUAGAAUUGCAAAUUUAAUCCAAGAGUAUGACAUUGAACAAGUUAUACACAUCAAAGGUCGUGAAAAUUGUCUGGCCGAUUAUUUAUCCAGAUAUCCAGGAGUAGAAGAUGAUAAAUUAAAUGAUAUCGAAUAUGGACUUGAAAUCAUGACGCUGAGAAAAAGAACAAAUGUUCAGUACAAUGAAAACAACUAUGAUUUUAAUUCGGAUCCUGGUUCAAGUUCAUUACAGCUGAAAACAGCGCGUGAAACUAACUCCGAACUGACUGAAGAAAAUGUAGAAAAUUUUGAUAAUGAAUCUGAUGAUGAAGGAGAAGAACCAAUUCCACAAAUUAUACCAAAAAACUUCUCUUCUAAUCAUUUUGAUAUUACUAUUUUAAAAACUGAACAACAGCAUGAUCCAGCUAUUCAACAAAUAAUUCAAAAUUUAAAUAAUCACCCAGAUUCCACCAUGAAAGACGGAAUUAUAUAUAAAUUAUUGAAUAGAAUACACAAUACUGGAACCAAAACACAAAUUGUAUAUCUACCUACAUCAAUGAUCAAACCAUUACUCUAUGCAGUUCGCAAUGAUUCAAUGACUGGUGUUCCACCACCAGACGGAUUGUUUCAGUUGAUCGGUACGGACCUUUGCGGUCCUUUUAAACGCACACCUCGUGAAAAUCAAUAUGCACUUGUGCUAACAGAUCAUUUCACAAGACAUGUAACAGCAUUAGCACUUCCCGAUUGCACGGCACAGACAACAGCGUCAACAUUAUUCAAUGAUUAUUUCUGUAAAUUUGGAAUAUCUUUGGUAAUCCUGAGUGAUCAAGGUCCACAUUUCCAAAAUAUGUUGAUGCAAAACAUAUCAAAAUUAAUUGGAUAUAAUCACAUCUACUCAACUCCAUAUCAUCCACAAACCAACGGAAUAGUUGAGAGAUUCAACGCUACAUUCGUGCCACAAUUAGCCAAAUUGCAAGAUUCUGAAGAUAAUAAUUGGGACGAAUAA